Molecule: messenger RNA, 1102 nt
Organism: Saprolegnia diclina VS20
Lineage: Eukaryota; Oomycota; Saprolegniomycetes; Saprolegniales; Saprolegniaceae
Exons: 8
Coding region: 65-1018 (317 amino acids)
Source: RefSeq, a predicted model, not a curated record
ACCGACUUCUCACGCACUAAUUAAGGCGUAGCGUUUCACCUCCGCGCCGCGUAGACAGGCAGCGAUGCUCGCGACCAAGGCACGACCAAGCGUGCCCUCCAAGUCCAAGUGGCAGUCGAGCACACACGUUGCGCCCAAACCGCUUGUGACCAAGCACCACGGCCUCGAUCUGCGCAAGAAGCCCGUCACGCGGCGCGACUCUGCGCCGCGCAGCAGCAACAACGAGCCGGAAAAGUCGCCGCGCCAAGCCCCAGCAUCGACGGGCUCAACGACACCCCUUCGACGGUGUCGGUCGGCGUCGGCGAUUCGGCAAAAGAUCAUCGACGCCAGCGACUUUAGCAGCAACAACCAUACGAGCCACCUCGGAAACAAGGCCACGGUCGUGGACCUCGGCCAUUUGCCGCCGCCCGCCUCGGUCGAGACCUACAAGUAUGCCAAGAAGACGGGCCUCGCCUCGCAAAAGACGUACGCGUCUGUGACCCGUCGACACAAGUUUGCACGGUCGUCCGCGACCGUCUUGGAAAUGGAACUGGCCGAACGCCUCUGCGAGCUCGAUAUGACGCACGGGCCCGCAAAGCAGCGCGCGCGGCUCCAAGUGGCCCGGGACCUCUUUGAUGAAGUCAUCUUGCAGGACCGCACGUACGCGGGCAUUUUGCUCAAGAUUCGCACCGAGUUCAACAAGCAUUUCGACGCGCCGACGUCGUCGGUCGAGCAGUUCGACGACGGAAGCCCUCCCUUGGAUGUCUACCUCGCACGAACUGAAAACCAAGCGCUCAAGCAACUCUGCACCGAGCUCCAGAGCGAAGUCGACCAGCUACGGCACGAGCUGCUCUUCCAGCCGCUCGGCAAAGGCGGAGUCGCUUCGAUGCCGGAUGACCAUGAAGACGACGAUGUGUCGCUCGUACUGCCCGAGACGACAACGAUGACCUACUGUGUACCGCGGACCGUGCCAAAACUCAACUUUGCUGCGUUGAGUCCGUACCAAGACGACGACGACGACGGCGGCUACGAGGCGUAGCCACCAGCCACCUUGUACAGCAGUAGAAAAACGCACACAUUAUGGACAAAAUACAUAGCACUUGGCAGCCUUAGUGCGGCGGAA